Messenger RNA from Thamnophis elegans (Western terrestrial garter snake), 8297 nucleotides. RefSeq names its product senataxin (gene SETX). NCBI's taxonomy places the organism in Eukaryota, Metazoa, Chordata, Lepidosauria, Squamata, Natricidae. Gene Ontology annotation, molecular function: transcription termination site sequence-specific DNA binding; helicase activity. Bases 1 to 7107 code for a protein of 2368 amino acids. The transcript is spliced from 22 exons. The record is from RefSeq and is a predicted model, not a curated record. Gene Ontology annotation, cellular component: nuclear body. Gene Ontology annotation, biological process: termination of RNA polymerase II transcription.
AUGGCACAGGUUGGUGCCUUCCCCGUGUUGAUACGCCGGUGGGCCAUCCUGACUGCGAGGAACCUGGGCAAAGUCGACCGAGACGAUUAUUACGACAUCCAAGAAGUGCUAAUCUGUUUAUUCAAAGUGGUAGAACUGGGCCUCUUUGAAAACCCCGAUAUCUACAGCUCAUUGGGGGUUGAGAAAACCAGACUGGUCCUGUUGCCCCCCCACCUGUACGACACCAGCAAUUACAAGAACUAUUGGCUUGGUCUCUGUAUGCUGCUCUCGGUGCUGGAGGAACAAGCAAUGGACACGUUGCUGCUCGGGCCAGACAAGCAGAACUUCAUGCAGUCCAUCAUGAAUACCAUGAGGAAGCAGACAGACGGUGAAAUCCAUGACCCCUUUUGGCCCGUCCUCCACUGUUUCAUGGUGAUCCUGGAUAAAUUGGGGUCCAAAGUGUGGGGCCAGUUGGUGGAUCCCGUCCAGGCUUUCCAGACGAUCAUCAACAAUGCGAGCUAUAAGAAGGAAAUAGAGAGCAUUCGACAAAACUGCUCCAGGACAAAAUCAGAACCACCAUCAGACUACGAGGAUGUAGCAAUUACCUGCAGCCAGAUUGUAUAUAACUACAACCCAGAGAGGCCCCAAAAGGACUCAAGAUCGAGGAUUACUGCUUGCUUGGACUACUGCCCCAACUUUUAUGAAGAAAUGCAGACCCUGACCGACAUGUUCCAGUACGACGUCGGGCGGGACAUGCGUCUGCACCACAGCACUUUCCUCUGGUUCAUUCCUUUCGCCCAUUCUCUGAUGGACCUCAAGGGGCUGGGUGUCGCCUACAGCAUGGUGGUCAUCCAGCACCUGUGUUCCGAAGUCAAGGAGGUCCUCCACCAUGCCGUCCAGCCUUGCGACAAAGUGUCUCAGUUUUUCAUCUGGAUCCUCGUGACGGUGGUGGAGCUCAGCUGGAAGAAGAAAUGCUUCAACACUUUGUGGGUCAGCUCUCAAAACUGGGUGGAGGUGGUGGUGACGUGCGCCGGGCUUCCAAGCAUGGCGUUCGCUGAGAGGGACCUGGCCAGAAACGGACCCAGAAGCCUCACAAAAGUCCCCUCAUGGGAACCGGAGUCUAUACAGUCUGUUUGUAUGAAUUUGAUCCGGGUUCUCCUAAAGGAAGGCUAUCAAAUGGGGCAAAAGGCCUCUCCAUUCUUGGACGAGCUGAAUUUGCUUCGACGUAGCCGCGAAGACUGGAAGCUGAGCCCCCAACAGGCGCGGGAAUUACAGACUUCCUUGAUUGAAAUCAUAAGAAGCCUCUGGACCAAGUCGUCGAGCGCUUCCUCCCAUGGAGAGAGUCCGACCAACCUCUUCCGAGAACAAGGGAGGAAAAGCCCAGGAUACCUUCCCCAAGAACACUCCAUCUAUCAAUCGCCAAGAAACCAGGCCGAAGUUUUCCAGGAAGGAACCUUGUCCGAGAAAAAACGCAGCUUGGACGAGGAAGGCAAAGGAGCGGUUUGUGGAGAACAAAGCUGUCAGAGAAAUUCGGAGUUCCAAUCGACCAACAUUAAGCAGGAACAAAAACAUGAAGACCACAUGUUGCAUUCCACUUCAACAGGGGGCUCCACCCAGAACAGUUUCCACUCGACACUGGGGAACCAGAAUAGCUUGCUAAACCAGAGCAGUUUUGACAAAGACUUCCAAAAGAAAGACACCGAUGGGAAGGAAGAAAAGCCCAGAAUUACCAGUUCUGCUCUGGAAGGAAAACAGAUUCCAAAAAUGAUCGCCGAGAAAAUUAAGUCGAACAAAGCGGACUUCACUUUGAAAUUAAAACAGUUCGUGGAGAAUAGGAAGAGGCUGUGGGGGCCGGAGAGCGAAAAGCAGCCGUCCAUGAAGGAGGAAAAGCAGGAUCAUCUGGAAGGGACGACGAGAAGAACGUCCAGAGAUGGGAGCAGCACAUCUGGCGGCCUGCCCUGCAAUCUGGCACCAAGUUCGGAGAACAGCUUCCACGCCGAAAUCCUUUCCAUAAAGAAGGAACCCAGAGACAGUUUGGCCGAGUUUAAGAGCUGUUGGAAAAGUGGGGAAGAAUCAGAAGAAAGUAGCACAGAUGAUGAUCUGAACGUCCCCUUGAUGGAGAUUAGGAAGGAGCUGGUGAGAAAGAAAUUGAUGGCCCAAGCGACGGAGCCCGAAGUAGACAGAGAGGGUAAAUUGCAUUCAGUGGCUCGUCAAGAAAGUACCUUGACUUACCAGAAUCCUAUUCAGAGGAAAGUUCAAGGGGCGUUGAGGUCUCUCUCUGAGAGCGAAAGUCACAUGUUGUCCUCUGAAGCAGGUGGACCUUCGAACCAGGAUAUCAUCAUCAUCAUUUCGGACACAUCUUCUGACGAAGAAGAGAACAAAGUGAACUUGAGCCGUAGGAGCCAAGAAGAAGAAGACGGGAGCGGGUCCCGUCAGAAGGACCCCGAGCCCAACGAGCAAGAGGUCAUAACCGUGUCCAGUUCUCCUUUCAUGUACGGGGAAUGUGAAUCCCAGUGCUUUGAGUUUGAAACCGAAGACGAGGUCUACUCCGCUUGGCAAGAUGACAGCCAGUUGGACAAGGCGGUAGAGGCGGAUGUUUUUUCAGGGAAGACGGCUGGCGGGUCCGCCUCAUCUCACUUGGAGUUGGCGGGGUGCCGUAGCGAGCAGGAUGAUGAUACAGAAGGCCUUGGGGAUGAUGUUCUCGAAAAAGCCGCAAAAGAAAUGGAACAGCAGGUGAAAGCUGGUAAAACCAAACCGAAACUUCCCGUCCAGGAUGAUGAGGGGAAUGUCGGAGAGGGAAGCACCACUGUUUGUUCAAAGGAUUUCACAGCCACGCACGAUGAUGGUCGGGACCCUCCCGGACAGAGUCCAGAUUCCCCUACGCCACCCUCGCCCUCAACAUCUGCUGGACCUUUGACCCCAUCUCUGAAAUCGACUCCCGCACCAAGGAAGAGCUUGGUCAAAUCCAAGUCGCUCAAUACCGCUCCACAGAGUCCUGAGGAAAGAAGGCCCGUGGCCAAAAAAAAGUCAGCCCAGGCCACGCCAUCUGGAUCGACUCGCCCUUUCGUGGUCCCUCCCGACAAGGUCCACCAAUUUCCCGAGCCAACGUCCACCGUCGAAAAGCUGGGCCUGAAGAAGAAACCCCGCAGAGCCGCAGAGCUCUCCCAGCGUUCCCACGAUGUCCUCGCCCAGUUGCGCAGCUAUGGGAAAAGCGCUGGGCAGCUUCCCCAGAAGAAGGCCAAGCUGAUUGAACCUCGGCGGAUGGUUGUCCGGAGCAAAUCUCUGUUGGCCAGCCAAGAACGCCAGUUCUUCAGACAGUCAAGAUCCGAGAAGAGAGAGAAAGGGAAGGACCUUCCCAGAGCCAAGAAGACUUCCCCCAAGCCACCCGUGGACACUUCUGGCAAGAAGAAGGUGGACAAUCUAAAAGGAAAGCCAAGCCAGCCCAGCCAUUCUUCUCACCCCCUGAAGAAAUUUCUGCCACAGCAUUCAGGAGAGGAUGAUGGGUCCCACUCUGCAGCUGUGGAGAGAGAAGAGGCUCUUCCACCAUCAAGGCAGGAGACUGUCGAGCCUGAUUCAGAUGUUCCAGGGUGUUUCACCUCUGCUCCAGGGAGUGCCUGCUCUUCAAGUGAAGUUGGUGGGGUCAACUCGGCUUCUUCCAAGAACCUGAGUGAGGAUGCGCCUGGCUUGAAGAAGGAUCUUGACCCAGGGGAAAAUGAGGACGACUUGUUCCUAACCCAGAGAGAUCUGGUGGACAUGGAGCUUUGCUCCCAAAUGGAAAGCAGCAGUUGCCCAGAAGGCUUAGAUGUCCACCCAACCUUGCAGAAUCCACCUCAGGCCGUUGAGAAGUGCAGGCAUCUUGGAUGCCCUCUAAAGGCGGGAGGAGCAGGUCCCUUCUGCCGAGGUCAUUCUCUGCCUAACCCUCUGGACCACGUCUUUGCCAAGCCAUGCGUGCUGCCCAAGCCUUCCACCAAGAAAAUCUUCACUUCCAGUGCUUCUUCGCGGAUUGCCAGCCUCUCCAAAGACCUCGAGACCAGCGCUACGCAUGCCCCCCCGGCCAAGGCCAAACCCCACCCCACCCUCUUUGCUGCCUCGAAGGCAGAUGACGUGAGGGCCAAACUGACUCUGGCCAACCUCCUUUGCCCUCGGAAUGGGAACAACGUCUCCGCACAGCCCCACAGCAUCCCAAGCAUCCACGACGUGGGUAGAGCCAACAUGAUGCCUGUUCCACGUGCUGACACCGGUCGGGAAGCGCACCCAUCCUUUGUCCGAGUCAACCAGCCUAGAGACCAUAGCGUUUUCACCAAAGAAAUCCUGAAGUGGAGUUACGACAUGUUUGUUAACUUCAAGGAGUUUGGUCCACCAAACCAUCUCUUGCAGGCACUCGUUAUUUCUGUCCCGGUCAAGUUUCAGAACUACGAUGACUAUUUCAAGAUCUUCUUCCCUUUGAUGAUGCUCAACGCCUUUGAAGAGGUCGCGUGUGAAUGGCUGGAGAAUCUCAAGCUGAAAGAGUCGAAGCCUUUUCAUUUGACUUUACUGAAUUUCAACAUGGACUUAAACAAAGCCGAUUUCACAGCUAAUAUUUCCCAGCAUGAAAUAGCAAAUCAGCAAUAUCCCAAGGAAGAUGAUUUGGUUUUCCUAAUGGUAUCUGAGAAACGGUUCUACUAUGAUGAACGAGACGGGGAGAACCGUGUCGUCCGGCAUGUGGGUUUCGUGACUCAUUUUUCUCAGCCUUCCAUCCAUAAUACUAAAAAGAAGGAGCAACAGGUCACCUGUCACCUCUCCAUCCAGACUCAAGGAAAUCUCUCGCGCAUCGAGAAAGAGGUGAAGUGCAUGGUGGUCAGCUCCUUGGCGACAACCCACCGGAGGUUUCAGGCCCUCUUGAUGCUGAAUCGCAGCCUGUUAGCCAUGCCCAUCCUGUCUCCAAGCGCCCCCUACUUCUCCCCGAGAGAUUUGAACACCGAGUCUGAGAAAUCGCUUCCUUACAUGAAGGACUUCAAUGAAGGGCAGAGGCGAGCUAUUGAAAGUGCUUACGCCAUGAUAACCCAGCAUCCAUCUUUGCCCAAGGUCUGCUUAAUCCAUGGACCACCUGGGACGGGAAAGUCGAAGGUGAUCGUUGGACUUCUCCACCGCAUCCUUGGUGAGAGACCAGGAAAGGAGAAUUCCGUCCAGAGACUGAACGCCAAGAUCAAGACGAACCGCGUGUUGGUUUGUGCACCUUCCAACGCAGCCAUCGAUAACCUCAUGAAAAAAAUAAUUUUGGAAUUCAAAGCACUCCGGGAGAAAAACGCUUUAGGGAAUUGUGGUGACAUCAACUUGGUCCGUCUAGGACAACAGAAAUCGAUCAACAGCGAAGUCCGGAAAUUCAGCUUGGAUGAUCAGAUUGAUCGCAAGAUCAAUAAGGCCAUGCUCGGUAAACAUCAAGACCUCCAAAAAAAGAAGGAAGAUUUAGAUCGGCAGUUGGACGCGCUUUCUCGUCUGCGGGCCAUCGACAGAAGCGAGAAGGGGGAGAAGAAACAACAAUUGGAUGAUGAAAUCUGCCAGCUCUCGAAGGAGAGGCAACGCUUGGCUUCUCAACUCAAAGAGGCUCGUGGGCGAUCUCAGGAAUUGAAAGCAAGCAUCAUCUUGGAAUCCCAUAUCAUUUGCUGCACCCUGAGCACCAGCGGAGGGGUGCUGCUGAAAUCGGCUUUCCGGAGGCUGGGCGGGGACCCUGUCAGCUGCGUGAUUGUGGACGAGGCGGGGCAGACGUGUGAAAUCGAAACCCUCAUCCCUCUGAUUCAUGGCUGUAAGAAGCUGGUUCUGGUCGGCGACCCCAAACAGCUGCCUCCCACCAUCAAGUCCCUGAAAGCUCAGGAUUACAGAUACGACCAGUCGCUGAUAGGCCGUCUCUGCAAGCAUCUCAAGGAACAAGACCAAGAAAAUAUCUCUGGAAAAUUUCCAGUCCUUCAGCUCACCGUUCAGUAUCGGAUGCACCCAGAAAUCUGCCUUUUUCCAUCCAAAUAUAUCUACGAAGGGGUCUUGACCACUGACAGGAAAAUAGCAGAAGAUCGCUUCUCAUUGGCGUGGCCUUUCCAACCUUACUUGCUUUUUGAUGUCUUAGACAGCCACGAAGAACGAGAGAACGACUCCUAUUGUAACCCCCAAGAAGUGAAGCUGUUGGCGGAACUCAUGAAGGUCAUUAAAGGGAAGAAGAAGGAUAUCGGCUCGCGCCAGAUUGGGAUCAUCACCCCUUACAACGCGCAGAAAAGUAGGAUACGGAGACAGCUGGAUAAAGAAUUUGGAGAAAACAGUGUUGGGGAAAUUGACACCGUGGAUGGAUUCCAAGGCCGCGAGAAAGAUUGCAUUAUUGUCACCUGUGUGCGGGCAAACAGCUCACAAGGAUCGAUUGGGUUUCUGAAAAGCCUACAGCGUCUGAAUGUCACCAUCACCCGAGCCAAAUACAGCCUUUUCAUUCUUGGGAAGCUGAAAACGCUCAUGGAGAACAAAGACUGGAACGAGAUGAUCCAAGAUGCCCAACGGAGGGGGAACAUCAUCAAGACCUCCAAAAACACGUACAAAGACAGCGCCAUGAAAAUCCUCAAAUCCCGGCCGUUUUCCCACUCCGCCACGGCAACUCUAGGAAGAGGCGGCCAAGGAGCCCCGGUGGCCCUCAGUGGAGCCAAACCACAGGCCCUCCCCAGCCCAGACACCCAGCGCCCUCCGGUCUCCCUUCCCACUCCGGCCGUCAAAAGGACCCCUCAAGAGACGCUCAACCACCGGCCGCCCCCUGUGGCCCAGGUGAAACCAAUCCAGGACAGACCGCAGGACCCCCGUCUCUUCCGACGAGCGGAGUCGGCGUUAAAGGCCACCGGCUGCAAGGAGGGCCAGGCUCCGGCCUCGGGACCCUCGUCGGUGCAAAAACCCUCGGGGCCUUGGACAGUUCAGAGCCAUAGAAAUUCCACCUGCGCCCUGGGGGAAACGUCAAACCGCGUCGGACCCACGCCUAGCGCCCCUCUGCCGAGCAGAGGACCCUCCGCCGAGACCUCCCUCCCGACCCGGAACGUCCACCCCAGUUAUCCCCGGAGGAUAUUGGAGGUGCCCCAGGAGAAGGACAAUUCUACUGAGCCCAAGAAGAGACGCACCACUUUCUGACCUCCCAAGAUGCCUCUAUUCUUUGCCAGGUGUCUUGUAUUCAAGUCUUCCCAUCACCUCUUGCCUGCAAGUCUUGAGAGAGAGAGAGUCUCUGGACACCUGGGUCUCUAUGCAUAAAUAUCCUGACAUGAGGCGGAUGCGCCUUGAGAUAGCCAUAUAUUAAAAGAACUCCAAACUCUGUAAGCCCUAGGAGGCCAUGUACAUUUGUAUAGCAAAGAAAUCUUUAUUUUUUAGAGGCCAGGAAACUUCAGAGUGCCCAUUAAAUGCUUCCAUGUGUAUAAUGUCCUAUUUAACCGUGCAGGCGCCCAUCAGUCAAGGACUUCCGUCAGUCACCGUGCCGGUAUGCGUGGGACCCCUCCCCUUCUACUUCAGCAAGCCCCCCCAUCCCAGGCCUGACAUCCUGCUUAUUGGAUGGCUGAUUUCUUCGGGAUGCAAAACACAACGGGUUUGUGGGGGCAACUUUGCCCUGCUCAAUUCCGGGGGGGGGGGGGGGGGGCUUGCAGGAGGAUUGCUGUAGCGGACAUCGGCCCUGAAAGGCCUUUGCGCUGCAAGUAACAAAAGAACUUUUGUCGAGAGAUUCUGCAAAAUUCUCUUCCCCUCCCUUGCCUUUUUUCUGGGUUGUUGUUGUGUUGUUGUUGUUUUUGCAAAGUUAUGGAAAGAUUUGGGUUACCUUCUCAACUGGGCUAGGGAGGGGGGGGAAGUCCCUCUCUCUGCCUGCCCCACUACUCUGCGGUAAAUCUUUUAUUAAACUCUUGCAAUUUGGCAGUUUGCAAGCCACAUUUCCCCCGGCGUCUUUCACCCUCAAAAUUUGGGGGAGGAGGAUUCCAAGGAGGUGGAGUGGGGGGACUGCUUAAUUCUCACUGCCACUCAACCCUGGGCAUUUUCACUUGUUUUGAUAAAAAAAGUUGUUUGUGUUUAUAAAUAUAUAUAUAUAUAUCCAUCUAUAUAUCUAGAUACCCUUCUUGGUUUGAUAAAAAAGUUGUUUGUGUUUAUAUAUAUAUAUACGCAAUAUAUAUAUGAUAUGUAUAUGAUAUAUAUAUAUAUAUAUCUGUGAGAUAUAUAUAUAUGAUAUGUAUAUCUAUAUACCCUUCUGUUAUGAAUAAGCUAAAUGUAAAUACAUUAAAAUAGACCUUUUUUAAAAGAUCUUUCUCCCCUUUUCCCCUAAAUAAAUAAUUCAGGUAGUAUUUUCA